Molecule: messenger RNA, 434 nt
Organism: Pseudophryne corroboree (corroboree frog)
Lineage: Eukaryota; Metazoa; Chordata; Amphibia; Anura; Myobatrachidae
Gene: RPL34
Product: ribosomal protein L34
Exons: 5
Coding region: 36-389 (117 amino acids)
Biological process (GO): translation
Cellular component (GO): ribosome; cytosolic large ribosomal subunit
Molecular function (GO): structural constituent of ribosome
Source: RefSeq, a predicted model, not a curated record
UCCUCUUCCGGUGACUGCGGCACCAGAUAUAAAAAAUGGUCCAGCGCCUGACAUACCGUCGUAGGCUGUCCUACAAUACAGCUUCUAAUAAAACCCGUCUGUCUCGGACACCAGGAAACAGAAUUGUUUACCUGUACACCAAGAAAGUUGGCAAGGCCCCCAAAUCAGCAUGUGGCAUCUGCCCAGGAAGACUCCGUGGUAUCCGAGCAGUGAGACCUAAGGUGCUCAUGAGGCUGUCAAAGACAAAGAAACAUGUUAGCAGAGCAUAUGGCGGCUCCAUGUGCGCAAAAUGUGUUCGUGACAGGAUCAAGCGGGCAUUCUUAAUUGAGGAGCAGAAAAUUGUCAUAAAGGUGCUGAAGGCUCAAGCACAGAGCCAGAAGACAAAGUAACUUGUUUGUAUUGCUCACAUCAAAAUAAAAAUUUGUUGUAUCUUG